Molecule: messenger RNA, 1953 nt
Organism: Pochonia chlamydosporia 170
Lineage: Eukaryota; Fungi; Ascomycota; Sordariomycetes; Hypocreales; Clavicipitaceae
Product: kinesin
Exons: 2
Coding region: 1-1953 (650 amino acids)
Biological process (GO): nucleoside metabolic process
Molecular function (GO): catalytic activity
Source: RefSeq, a predicted model, not a curated record
AUGGACACGAAGCAGUUCAUCGAGUUUAUUCAAAACGUUAGCGAUCGGGGCUUUGCCGAAGCAGAGGUCACAUUCACCGUCGAAGAUGUGUAUAAGACGCUAGAUGAAAACCCGCAUAAGGCCAGGGAGAAAUCCAAGGCUCUUCAAGUUCAAAGGCAAGGCAGAGGAGGGAAGCGACGAACAAGUCGCUCUCAUGACUUCAUCUGGCAGAACCUUGGACCAUGGGCAGCGCAAUCUCAAUCAUCCAUUGCCAUCAUUGAAGGCCCACAGCAUUACAGAGGCUGGGUUGAAGAAAUUGCGAUUGAAACAACAGAGCUGGUCGAGAGGCAAUUGAUACCGGUGGCAUGGUCGCUCAACGUCCUUCCAGAGCCGGGUGACGGCGAAAACCCAAGACGGUACACUGCACAGGAUAUUGUUGCUCAGUUCUGUCUGCAAUUUGUCAGACAGAACCCGAGGAGGAACACACAGCCUAUGCUUGAGAAAUGUCUGGCAAUGAGUAAGGCAGCAAGCACUGAACUUGAGUGGUUUGGGGUUCUCGCCUGGUGUAUUGACGGGCUGGAUGAAACCUAUAUUAUCCUCGACGUUGACGCUAUGGACAAGAGCGAAUCCAGAGCUGUCUCAUGGCCAGCAUUAUUUGAAUCGAUGUCGAAAGAUCUUGCUACGAGUACGGUGUGCUGCAUCGUCAGAGUAAUCCUUCUCACCUGCACCAUAGAUCAUUCAUUUGGAGAUUUAGUAAGAACAAAAAUUAUCCAGCUUCCACGAGGUAACAUAGCAACUUUCCGCGGAGUCCAAAAAAAUUGUCGUCUGCCUUUUAAACCAAACUGCACCGAACGUUCUGCGAAUGCAUGGCUACAACAUGUCAGGAGGUCAAGGGUACAGGAAUUACAGUCUUCCGGUAGAACUGAGAGUAGCGAGGCCAGCGGAGACACACUGGAUAUGAGAAGAACGGACGAAACCAUGUCAGCACCAAUGGACCUCUGUCCCCCCGUAUCAAGUUCGCUUCUUCGUCCGGCCAGCCGCUCCGCAUUCAAGGUAGCCAUCAUCUGUGCUCUCCCCUUCGAGGCAGAUGCUAUUCGGGCCCUCUUCGACUGCGACUGGGACGAGGAAGGGACUGUAUACGACAAAGCAGUGGGCGACCCAAAUGCCUACUCCGCUGGUAGCGUUGGUCGCCACAGCGUUAUCCUCGUCCAUAUGGCCAACAUGGGCACGACAAGCGCUGCUGUGGCGGCUGCUAGCUGCCGAUGUAGCUUCCCAAAUAUCCGUCUUGCCCUUGUUGUGGGAGUCUGUGGUGGCGUUCCUUUCCCUUCUAACGGACGGGAGAUGAUGCUCGGAGAUGUUGUCGUCAGCGACGGUGUCAUCCAAUACGACCACGGUCGAAGGCUACCAAGCCAAUUCUUGAUAAAGGAUACCCUUUCUGACUCCUUGGGUCGCCCUAACACCGAAGUGCGCGCAUUGCUCUCCAAAUUAAAAGGCCUUCACAGCCGCAGAAGGAUGGAGAAGAAGCUUACUGAAUACCUAGACGUGCUCCGUCGAGAGCCAGAAUUAGCGGCAUAUCCCCCCAAAAAUACCCCAGACAAGCUGUUCGAAGCUGUGUAUCAUCAUGUUUCUCAGGACAUGUCCUGUGAACAGGCUGGAUGCAAUGGAGAAUUGGUGGAACGCGAUCGCGCGCAGCAAGACCAUCGUCCCGCCGUUCAUUUUGGGCUCAUGGCAUCUGCAAACUCGGUGAUGAAGUCUGCACAAGAUCGCGACGAGAUUGCCACUGCUACUAAGGCGAUUGCGUUUGAAAUGGAAGGUGCAGGUGUAUGGGACGUUUUUCCGUGCAUCGUGAUAAAAGGGGUCUGUGACUAUGCGGAUUCUCACAAGAACAAGGAGUGGCAGCGCUACGCAGCUGCUUCCGCUGCUUCAUGUGCAAAAGCGUUCCUUGAAUAUUGGAUCCCAUUGCCUGAUGUGUAA